Chironomus riparius is the source of this 1144-nucleotide messenger RNA. Lineage: Eukaryota; Metazoa; Arthropoda; Insecta; Diptera; Chironomidae. The record is from the annotation of a GenBank genome assembly.
UUGAGAUCAGAGUUUGAAAAGCUUCCUUUCCACGUAUAAACAUUUAAACAAAAUUUAUAAAAUUAUUAAAAUAAUCUAGUAAAAUGGUAAGCGUUUUACAGACAAUAGAUAGUGGUCAUGAAGACCUUAUACACGGAGCUGAAAUUGAUUAUUAUGGACUUAAUUUGGCUACUUGUUCAAGCGAUAAUUCGAUUAAGAUUUUCGACAUUAAGAACGGUGGACAACGUUUAAAAGCUGAUCUUAAAGGACAUGGAGGUCCAGUUUGGCAAUUGUCAUGGGCCCAUCCAAAGUUUGGGAAUAUUUUGGCGUCAUGUUCUUAUGACAGAAAAGUAAUUUUAUGGAAAGAAAAUAAUGGAGAAUGGACAAAAUACUAUGAAUAUAAUAAUCACGAUUCAUCGGUUAAUAGUGUUGCUUUUGCACCAUCAGAAUAUGGAUUAAUUUUAGCUUGUGGUAGUUCCGAUGGUACAAUUUCGAUUUUAACUUGCAAUACAGAAACUGGAAUGUUUGAUGUGAAGAAAAUCACUAAUGCUCAUACAAUUGGAUGUAAUGCUUUAAGCUGGUGUCCUUCAUCACUUCCUGAUGCCGCAUUUGAUCAAAGGAGCAAGCAAAAUGCAUCAACUAAUGGAACUCAGACUCAAAUUAAGCGAUUUGUAUCUGGUGGAUGUGACAAUACAGUUAAAAUUUGGAAAGAAGAUGGUGAUCGAUGGGUAGAGGAACAUAAAUUGGAAGUACAUUCUGAUUGGAUUCGUGAUGUUGCAUGGGCACCAAGUAUUGGACUUCCUUCAUCUCGAAUUGCUAGUUGCUCACAAGAUCGUCGUGUAAUCAUUUGGAAUACGGAUGAUUUAUCAACUUGGACACCUACAAUAUUGAAUACCUUUGAUGAUGUUGUAUGGAAUGUCAGUUGGUCACUUACUGGAAACAUUUUAGGUGUAUCUGGCGGUGAUAAUAAGAUUUCUUUAUGGAAAGAAAAUAACGAUGGGGUUUGGUCAUGUAUAAGCGAAGAUGCGGAAAAUGCUAAGGAACAUCAAAGGCAAAUGUGAAAGCAGCACCAACUGCGUCUUCAGGCCAUUUAAAAUUUCAUUGAUACAAUUAUAUCGUUACUGUCUAUUUGCUAAAAACUAUUAAUAAAUGAAUUUAAAAUCCA